Messenger RNA from Manis javanica (Malayan pangolin), 2437 nucleotides. It is a transcript of the gene TRAIP, whose product is annotated as TRAF interacting protein. NCBI's taxonomy places the organism in Eukaryota, Metazoa, Chordata, Mammalia, Pholidota, Manidae. The record is from RefSeq and is a predicted model, not a curated record. Gene Ontology annotation, molecular function: ubiquitin protein ligase activity. Gene Ontology annotation, cellular component: site of DNA damage; nucleus. Gene Ontology annotation, biological process: protein ubiquitination; replication fork processing.
UUUGAAGCGAGCGGCGACAGGAGUCUUCGCCCGGGAAGCCGGACAGUGCGGUUUUCUGGGCUCCCUGGCUCCCUGGAGACCAGUCCUCAUGCCUAUCCGCGCGCUGUGCACCAUCUGCUCCGACUUCUUCGACCACUCCCGCGACGUGGCCGCCAUCCACUGCGGCCACACCUUCCACCUGCAGUGCCUAAUUCAGUGGUUUGAAACAGCACCGAGUCGGACCUGCCCACAGUGCCGAAUCCAGGUUGGCAGGAAGACCAUUAUUCACAAGCUCUUCUUUGACCUUGCCCAGGACGAGGAGAAUGUGUUAGAUGCAGAGUUCUUAAAGAAUGAACUGGAUAAUACCAGAGCUCAGCUUUCCCAGAAAGAGAGGGAGAAACGGGAGAGCCAGGCCAUCAUUGACUCUCUGCGGGACACACUGGAAGAGCGCAAUGCCACCGUGGAGUCUCUGCAGAAGGCCUUGGACAAGGCUGAGAUGCUGUGCUCCACCCUAAAGAAGCAGAUGAAGUACUUGGAGCGGCAGCAGGACGAGAGCAAACAAGCACGGGAGGAGGCCCACCGGCUCAGGGGCAAGAUGAAGACCUUGGAGCGGAUUGAGCUCCUGCUGCAGAGCCAGCGGCCCGAGGUGGAGGAGAUGAUCCGGGACAUGGGUGUGGGGCAGUCAGCGGUGGAGCAGCUGGCUGUGUACUGUGUGUCCCUCAAGAAAGAAUAUGAGAAUCUAAAAGAGUCACGGAAGGCCUCAGGGGAGCUAGCCGACAAGCUGAAGAAGGACUUGUUUUCUUCCAGAAGCAAGUUGCAGACAGUCUACUCUGAACUAGACCAGGUCAACCUGGAGCUGAGGUCGGCCCAGAAGGACUUGCAGGCUGCUGACAAGGAAAUCGUGAGCCUGAAAAGAAAGCUGACAGUGCUACAGGAAACCCUGAACCUGCCGCCAGUGGCCAGCGACACUGUCAACCGCCUGGUUUUAGAGAGCCCAGCCCCUCUGGAGAUGCUGAACCUGAAGCUUCCCCGGCCAGCCUUCAGUGACGAUAUUGACCUCAAUGUCACCUUUGAUGUGAACACGCCCCCAGCCCCGCCCUCCGGCAGCCAGCAAGGCCACCCCAAGAAGCUCCACCGGGAGGAGGCACCCUCUGCCAUUCAGGAUGCUCCCAGGAAGGCAGCCAAAGGCCCCAAGCAGGAGCCCCAGCUCUCGCUGGGCUGCCGGCUCCAUGUGGGAGAGCCAGGUGGCGAGCCGGCUGGUGCCUUCCCUCUCUUCAUCCGGAACACCGUCCUCGGCCAGAAGCAGCCCAAGAGGGCCAGGGCAGAGCCCUGUCGCAGCACAGAUGUGGUAAGGACAGGCUUUGAUGGGCUUGGAGGCCGGACAAAAUUCAUCCAGCCUACUGACGUGACUGUGAUCCGCCCACUGUCCAUCAAGCCCAAGGCCAAGGCUAAGCAGAGAGCGGGAGCGAGGGCUGUGCUGCCUCCCUCCCAGACCAAGCUGGACACCUUCCUGUGGUAGUGAAGACAGUGAGUCUGAGCCAUGGCCAGAUGGGCGCCUCCACCUUGGGGCUGGCGUGGGCAGAUAGGAGCUGGGGGUGAGGGUGAGCCCAGAGACUGCCGCUCCUGUCCUCACCUCACCCUGCCCGCCCCCAUGCCAGGGCCGCCUGCGGGGCUGGUGGGACCAGCUUGCCGUCCCGCCCUGCCGGCAGUUUGCUCCUUACUCCAGGCUCGCAGCCACAACCAGACGGGUGGGCUGCUGGCCGGCCAGAAUGGGGCCUUCCCUUGACUCUCCUGCCCAGAGUGCUGGGGCUCUGCGGGCAGCUUCUGCCUUGCUACCAGGGAUGGCCUGGGCCGAGCAGGGACGGGGAAUGAGGGUGAUGGGGGGAAGAUAUCUAUGUAAAAUAAAAAUGAGACGCUUUUCUUCCUGGCUCUGUAAGCUUGUGGCAACACUCUGGGAAGCCGUUUGACAUGGCUUCCUGAGUGGGACCUUCUCCUGGACUCAGGCCCCGCAGCCUCCCGGGUCACAGGGAGACUGGCCAGAAGGGGCGCUGCAACACUGUCCAGUCCAGCCAGCACAACCCCAGGCCUGUCAGCAGGAGAGCUGGGGUAAACUGAGGCCUCCCUCCCUGGGGAGUCACAGCAAGGACAGCAGAUACCCAGGGGUCACCUCCCCCGCCCCUCAGCUCUGCCAGCCCAGUCACUGGCCUUUGGGGGUCCGUUUCACAAGCGUUGUCUCCUAGAGGGGUCCCUUUUUGACCCCCAGCUUGGGUGAGGCCCCUAAGCUUCCCUGUCACCACUGAGGGGGGCUCACCCGCAUGUGCAGGGCCCAGCAUGGGCCAGGGCCAGGGAGCCAGGCGGGAAGGCACCUCAGGCCGGGAGCCCAGCCAUCCUCUGGCAGCCCCGCCCACGGGAGCAGGUGGCUCUUGGGGAUGACUGUCUGCGUUCUGGGGUGCCUGGA